UUGACUAGCACGGCAGAAUAACCCACUCUAAGGCAGAAAGAAAAACGACUUCUGCAGUCCCUUUUCUCAGCUAGAGCUGUUCAUUUUUUUUCAGUCGUUUUACCUGGGGAAUUAAGGCAAUGAAGCAAAAAGUCGUGAUUAAACUUUCUAUGAAUGAUGAGAAGUCCCGCAAGAAGGCCUUCAAAACUGUUGUCGGUCACGCAGGUGUGGAAUCUACGGCUUUGCAGGGAAAGGGAAAGGAUCAAAUAGAGGUAGUUGGAGAUGGGAUUGAUGCAGUGAAGCUUGCAACUUUGCUCAGAAAAAAUGUUGGGUAUGCAGAGCUUGUGACCGUGAGCCCAGUUGGUGAGAAGAAAGAUGGUGAUAACAAGGAUGAUGGCAAGAAAGAUCCCAGUUCUACGCAGCCACCUGUGGUUUGGUCCACUCAUCCUUAUGUUUACAGCAGUGUACCUUACCAUCUCUAUCAAGUUAGAGACCCCUAUUAUGACUCCAACUGCACCAUCAUGUAAGAAUGCAGGACACAAGAAAUUUGGGAAUUUUAGGGUUACCGAUCUUUUUCCCAGUCAUACAAGGAAAAGUGAAGUUCAGGGGUGCUGCUAAAUUUUAGGCAUGGUCCUCUAGAGAACUGGAAUAAAGAUGAGAAUUCAAUCAUAUUAAGGUGAAGGGAAGAUACUUGGGUCUGUAGGGGGAGGACUCUGUUUCCUGGGGCUAAUAAACCAGUUGGAGCUAUUGCCUAGGUCUAGAUUUUGGCUUGUUUCAUGCUUCGAAAAAAAAAAAAAAGAUUUUGGCUUGUUUCAAGUAGUUGUUUUGUAUAUUCAUUCGAUGGUUGUAUUUGACAUCCUAGGAACAAGUGUUUGGAUAACUCAAUUUUGCCGAAUGAUAUUUCGUCUGUGUCAUAAACAUAUUUUUU
This is a messenger RNA of Coffea eugenioides, 907 nucleotides long. RefSeq names its product heavy metal-associated isoprenylated plant protein 16-like. The transcript is spliced from 3 exons. Bases 120 to 506 code for a protein of 128 amino acids. The record is from RefSeq and is a predicted model, not a curated record. Lineage: Eukaryota; Viridiplantae; Streptophyta; Magnoliopsida; Gentianales; Rubiaceae.